Messenger RNA from Haemorhous mexicanus (house finch), 5993 nucleotides. RefSeq names its product neuropeptide FF receptor 2 (gene NPFFR2). Bases 4441 to 5640 code for a protein of 399 amino acids. Lineage: Eukaryota; Metazoa; Chordata; Aves; Passeriformes; Fringillidae. The transcript is spliced from 5 exons. Gene Ontology annotation, molecular function: opioid receptor binding; peptide binding; neuropeptide receptor activity. Gene Ontology annotation, biological process: G protein-coupled receptor signaling pathway; regulation of MAPK cascade; regulation of cAMP-dependent protein kinase activity. Gene Ontology annotation, cellular component: membrane. The record is from RefSeq and is a predicted model, not a curated record.
GGGCCACCCGGUUUGAUCUGGGCCACACAGACUGAUUUUUUUCCCCCCGGUUCCUGGCAUAAAAGCUGGAAUCUCUGGAGAGCCUGGACCUGAAUGCUGGAGCUCAGCAGGUAGGAGCAGAGUCCAGGAGAUGCCACUGUGCUGGGAGCACUCGGAGCUCCGGGUUAAUCUGGGCUCUAAAGGAUGGGGGGUGUCAGGGGUGGCACCUGCAGGGGUAAUGUGACUUCCUGACCCUUGGAAUGAGCUUCCCAAGGCAAAGGGAUGCCUCCAGCAGAACAGGGAGGCUCUGCAAUGGAACAUAGCCCAGAAACUCUUCCAGCCGGGCAGCCCCCAAAGCCCCGUGGCUUGGCGCCUGGCUUUGGGCAGGGCUCUCGGCUCCCUCCUUCCUCCCGUCCCUCCUCUCUGCCUGAGGCAGGAGCCGCAGGGGCUGCGGGAGCAGGGGCUGCAGCCUCGCUGCUGCCUGCGCGGAGCCAGCGGCUGCGGCGGAGCUGUAAGCAGGGUACGUGGGGAAUUCUGCUGGGGGUGCCUUCGCCCGGGGCUGGGCUGCUCCUGCCUCCCUGCCGCGGCUGGGAGCUGGGGGAAAACCGCGGGAGCUCGGCUAGCAACAGGUCUGUGUGUGUCUGAGAGAGAGCUGGAAUGCUGCUUCCACCGCUGGAGGUGCCCUGAUGGACUGGGGGGCAGAGCACUGCCUGCCCGGGGAUCCCGGUGAUGCCAGGGACCUGCCGGCUGGAAACAGCCCUCCUUGGGCUGCCCGGGGUGGGCAGGAGCAGUCUGGGCACUGGAGGGGACGGGGGUGGCAGCAGGUGCCCCAGAGCUUCUGCCUUUGGGGUUCCAGUCCCCGUGCUCCUGGGCUGAAAGCUGGACACCCUGCAGAGCUCCAGGAUUGGGAAAAGAAGAGCCUGGGGCUGUUUGUUUUGUUUUGUUUUUUCUCAGUGGUUAAGACAAGUUCACAUCAUUUUAUUUCGCUCUUCUAUCAGUAGGAGGUACCUCCAGUAGCAGCAAAGUGUCUGGAGCUUGAAGUAGCUCAUGUUAGCCUGUAAAUCUGAACCAUGCCAGGGGCUGCAAAGUCUAAAAUGCAGUGAGAUCUGUUUGGGGUGUUUUGCUGGGGAAAGGGGUGUAAAAAAGUGUAACUCCGAGCAUUUCCUGAGGCUGGCAGCUAAGAUGGGACCUCAUCCCUAAAGGAUGGAUCUGUGCUGCUGGGUUUUUUUUGCCAAAAGAGAAUCCUAGCAAGGAAAACUUACUUUCAGUCCUUGCUGUUUGGAUUGCUGUGGAUUGCAGCUGUCAUUUACUGAGCAGAAUUGGCUUCAACUGGAGUCAAACCAGGAGGUUUCCCAGGUAACCUCUCAGCGUGUCAAAUUCCUGACAUCAAUCAGAGGUACCUACCCGUGCUAUCCAGGUAAGGCUUAGAAUUUGGUGUUAAUUAAAAUCGAGUCACUGAGGCAGCAGCAAAUGGAAAUUCAAGAGCACUAAAAGGUUUCAAAGGAUCCUCAGAGGAGGUCAUAGGAAAAAAAAACCAAAAAAACCAACGAGUACCUAAAGUCCCUGUGUGGAUGUGGAUGGUGAUGUAAAAGGAGUCAGAAGGUAGGAAGGUACAGGGAGAGUUCAGCCCUUCCACAACCAUCAUCUUUCUGCAGAGGUGACACUGCAUUUAAACCUCUGCUGUCACCCUCACAGCCAGUUCUUCCCCUAUGCAGUUAUUUAAGACUAAAGGCAUUGCCUCUGGGCAAAUCCAGCACUGGGCUGAGGAGGAGAGUUCAGGAUCCAGCUCCAUGGUGCUGCACAGGGAGCUCACCUGUCCUGCCCUUGGGCCAGGCAGGCUGCUCUGCCCAGUUCCUAGUGAGGCAUAAUCCAAUAUUCUGCAUCCCAGGAGCUUGGGUGGGGUAAAGUGCUGUUUAUUGGGACAGGCUGUAAGUCCUGAUGCCCUGUGUGACCAGGUCAUGGGCUGUCUGCUCCCAUGCCUGUCUCACAGAGGGCCAUGGCACUUCUGUGCCACAAGAGAUGGAAAUCAAACCAUUCUGUGGCUCUUACUGGUGCAAAGAACCCCUGUGAUGUGCGUUGGGAUUGGUUUGGCUUUUCCUGGUCUUUCACUUGGCAGUGAUUACAGGAUCCUCUGUGCCCCCCAUUUUGGGGGGGACAUAAACUACCUGCUGGCAGAGCCGUCUCCUGUACCUGCUGAAUGAGCCCACGCUGGCUGCUGGCCCCUCAAACACUUGUGUUGUUUGCCAAUUCCAUCCCCCACUGAGACUAUCUCAUGAUUGUCCCACUUUUCAGGGCUUCUUUUUUACCACUUGCUCCCCAAUUACUCUCCUCAGUUUCAGUGCCCCAAAUGACAGGGCUGUCAGGGAGUGACUCAUGAGCAGAGGCUGAGCUGAAAGGUGCAAUUUAGGAGGCUCAUGUCCCAUCGGUGGGGAAUUUAGUGCUGCCAAGAGCCUGGCAGGGAUCACUGAUUUAGCUCUUCCUAUAGACCAAACCCCAGCACUCACUGCUGAACUGCUGGAGCCUCUCUCCAGGGAAAAAGCUGUGGCUUUUUUUUUUGUGGGGUCCCUGCCCAGUUUCCAGUGAUGGAUGGGAAACUGCUACUUGGAGGCUGGAUCCCAGGAGAACUUGAGUAAUUUCCUCCUGAAAGCUUUUAAAACAGGGACUUGCUUCCAAGGUAAGGCAGCUAAAAUCUUGUUCCUUGCCAGGCUUCUCAAUAUAGUGGUGGCAUAAGUGUGCCUGGGUGUGGAAAUCUUACUUUAACCUGAUUUCAGGGAGCAGUUGGCUGAGAUUUUAGUUAAGAUUUAAAACAGCCUGUGACACAUCAAAUAAAAAAAUUUAUUUAGAAGCUUAAAGGUUGACUGAGCACGAAGUAAAGGAAAAAAAAAAGGAUUAUAAUGACAAAGAAUAGGUAAGCAGCCUCGGCUCUAAUGAAGCAGGGUGGAAAUUAUAUAUAAAUAUAUAUAUAUAAAAAUAAAUUCAGAGCCAUUACCAGCUUGCUGUGAAUGCCUCACCUGCCAUUUGCAUCUCCUGAUUUACAGUUACAAUUUGGCUUUGGAGUGAAAUGUUUUCUAUUCCCAGCUCAAGUGGAUGAGUAAUCUGCAACUAAGUCUGGUGUUUAUUACAGUCAUCCUGCUGAUAGCCUUGUUCUCCAUCAUUUCAAGUUUGAGAUCUUUUAAAAAGAAAUACCUAUUUUAAAAAGAAAUACCUAAAAACUAUUUCCUUUGGCCCCAGCUCAGACUAUGCAGAUAAAUGACUCUGAGGGGAAGGUAAGCAGUUUAAGCUCAGUGAGAGAAGAUGUGAGUGCAGCUCCGAGAUUGGCACACCUGCCUGGGAUUGCCCAUUUCAAAAUGAGAAAUUUGCUUCUCAAGGUGCACUUGCUUUUCUUUAUGAAAGUAAAUGUCAGUAAGAAAGAAUGAUUUGAUUGCAACUGGCUAUUUUUAGGGUGUGUUUUCUUCCACAGCUCCUUUCUCCCAGCUGAAAACCUACUGGGAUAUUCGGGCUUAUUUGGAGAUGAACCCCCCUGAGGUAUGUCAUAUAAAAUAUCAUGGGAAUAUUGAUGGAUGAAGAAGUUAAAUACUUGAAGAGUAAGUUCUAUUACCUUAAUUCACAAAUAUCCCCCAAGUCCCCAGCUCCAGCCCUGCAUGGCCCAGACCAAACACCUCCUGCACCAUUCCCUGUGGAACUGGGAAUGGGGGGUUUGGGGUGGCUGCAGCUCCCCCUUGCUCUGAAAGAGAAGCCAAGAUGAGCCCAAAUUCCCAUGAGCUGUGCACAGGGUCCCUGUGGAACAGCAUUUCAGUUUUUUAGUCAGUGGUUCCCUUCCUGGUUCUCUGAGGCAGAGGAUGAUCCAUAAAUUUCUCCCUAAUUUCUCAGACACUCACAGAUCAAUGUCCUGUUUUUUUUGCCAUCCUCCAGGGGCUAUGCUUUGCCCCUGGGACUUUCUCACUUUUCAGCAGGGAUCAUUUUCCAAGGUGGGAAACCUUGGGAACUGGGAACCCUGGGAAGUCUCUGUUGUUGUGCCAUUACUGAGCUCAGGACAAGGGAAGAACGAAUUUUUCAGCCCUUCCCACAUGGAAUGUUCUUGAUGUACAGCUACAUGCUCUUGCUGUUCCUCCCAUCUCUGAAGUUGGCUUGUUUUUGUUCCAGCCUUAGAGGAUUCUGUGAGGAUAUUUUACACAAGACAAAUGAAGACAUCAAGAUGACAAACCCAGCGGGUUGUGCACAGGGGUGAGGCAGUGGUGGCUGCUCCGGGGGAUUUCUUCCACAUGCUCAACAUAAAAAUGAUGGCAUCACUUCAUAAUGGCUUGGAACUGCUGCUCUAACCAUGGAAAAUGGAAUUUCUCCACCCAGAGUGUGAUAAGGGACAGCCUUGUCAUGGCAUGACCAAGAACUUCUGCCUCAGAUCAUCAGAGACCCCUGGAAAAGCCAAACUCCAGCAGGGCACGUUGGAACACAAGGAGGAGAAUGGACUCCAACUCUUCGUUGGAUUGGCCUCACUUGGAUUUGCUGAAUUACAACGGGACGUACAAGUACCUUUACCUGGAAGGAAAUGUCUCCUACGUGGACUUCUACCUCCACCAGCCUUGGGUGGCUGCUGUCUUCAUCACCUCCUACCUGCUCAUCUUCCUCCUCUGCAUGGUGGGCAACGGGGGGGUUUGUUUCAUCAUCCUGUGGAGCAGGCACAUGCGCACGGUCACCAACCUGUUCAUCCUGAACCUGGCCGUCAGUGACUUGCUGGUGGGGCUCUUCUGCAUGCCCACCACCCUCCUGGACAACAUCAUUGCAGGGUGGCCCUUUGGGAGCCUGGUGUGCAAGAUGAGCGGGAUGGUCCAAGGCAUCUCUGUUUCUGCCUCUGUCUUCACUCUGGUUGCUAUUGCCGUGGACAGGUUCCGGUGCAUCGUGCACCCCUUCAAGCCGAAGCUGACCGUCGCCGCCGCCGUGGCCACCAUCGCGGCCAUCUGGGUGCUGGCCGUGGCCAUCAUGUGUCCCUCGGCGGCGCUGCUGCGGGUGCGGCAGGAGAAGCGCUUCCGCCUGCUCCUGGGAGCGGGCAACGCCACCCGCCCCGUCUUCUGGUGCCGGGAGGAGUGGCCCGAGCCGGCCAUGAGGAAGGUCUACACCACGGUGCUCUUUGCCAACAUCUACCUGGCUCCGCUGUCGCUCAUCGUGCUCAUGUACGCCAGGAUCGGCGUUUCCCUGUGCCACGGCGCCGUGCCAGGAGCGGGGAAGCGCGGCCGGGAGCAGCGGCGCGGCGCCUGGAAGAGGAAGCGCAAAGCCAUCCAGAUGCUGGUCCUUGUCACCUUGCUCUUCGCCCUGUCCUGGCUUCCCCUGUGGACCCUGAUGCUGCUGUCGGACUACGCCAGCCUGUCCGACGUGCAGCUGCAGCUGAUCAACAUCUACAUCUACCCCCUGGCUCACUGGCUGGCUUUCUCCAACAGCAGCGUCAACCCCAUCAUCUACGGCUUCUGCAACGAGAGCUUCCGCCGCGGCUUCCAGGCCGCGCUCCGGCUCCAGCUCUGCGCCAGGCCCGCCGCUUCCCCGCCAGCCCCGGGCAAUGCCGCCCUGCCCGCCGGCCCCUGCCCGCCGGCCCGGACACAUCAGGGAGGAAACUGGGUGAAUAAGCAGCAGGAUUUGCUCAUGGAAGAGCUCAAAGGCAAUGAGGAGUGAAGGGCGCUGUGAUUCUGGGAAUCUCUCUGUUCUCCCUGGAACAGGGCUGCUUGAACCAUGUUUGUGGUCGCGUUUCAUUCCUGUGAGGAAUCCCUUAUCCUGUAACUCUCAUGGACUGAAAUACUGCAGACCCAGUCUGGCACCCAUCAGCCCCUGGAUUUUCUUGCGGUCCUGCUUCUUGCCAGACAUGGUGAAAGCCAGCUGAGUCCUGCUCAAAUGACAAAAUUUGGUGUUUUCCAUCACGUUCCAUUUAUUCCCCUUGGUUGCUGUUCUUUCUGUCACAUCCAUUAGUAUCGCAGCUAGAGAAACAAGUGGUAAUGGAAAUUUGGGAAAUAAAGGAUAAAAAAAUUGGG